AUGUCGCAAUGGUCAUGUUUCAGCUCCAAAAAACUUCUCCUUACAGCUGACCGAGCAAACCUUGGCAUCCCCAAGUUGGUCAUAUCGAGAAUCGAACAUCGAUUUAACAAUACUGCAUUUGAGGCUCGUGAGCCAGGCAAACUCUUUUCGACGUGUUGGAUCGAAUGGACUUCCUCCUCCUCCCCCUCCUCCUCUGAAGAUGAUGAUCAUCCACUGAAGGAGAACAACAACAACAAGGCUUCCGAUCCAUCUUCGUCCUUCUCUAACAACAAUAAUCGACGAUUGAUCUCGGAAGAACAUAUCGACUCGCUUCACCGAUCCAUCAUCCAUCACACUUUCAUGAGCUUCAUCAACCCAACGGCCCAUCCUGAUCAUCCUCGUGAUACUGGUGUAUGUGGGGUUGCCAAUGACGUCGAUCAUCCACUCAGCGAUCCGCUCUUGCAGAUGAUCAACUCCAUCCAACAUUCUCAUCCUUCGUUGACUCGAUUCUUUGCCCCUCUUUUCUCGUCUCCUUGA
Messenger RNA from Puccinia graminis f. sp. tritici CRL 75-36-700-3, 516 nucleotides. RefSeq lists its product as uncharacterized. The record is from RefSeq and is a predicted model, not a curated record. The transcript is spliced from 3 exons. NCBI's taxonomy places the organism in Eukaryota, Fungi, Basidiomycota, Pucciniomycetes, Pucciniales, Pucciniaceae. The coding region runs from base 1 to 516 and encodes 171 amino acids.